GCACUUUGUUUGUCGCUUGCGUUGAAGCUGUGGUUGUGUGAACUACCUCAAAAGAAUAUCUCAAGAUGUUCAAAUAUUUAUGCGUCGCCCUUGCAUUGGCCUUGGGGGCAGAAGCCUACUCCUCGGGUGCUCCGGAAAGUGCCUGCAAAGACAUGAUACCGAGACAUCCAGUCGACGCACAGAAAUCGCCCGCGCCUUAUGUGGUUACCACAAGUUCUAAGGUGGUGAAAGCAGGAGAACAAAUUCAAGUGACAGUGACUGGAAAGUCACCGUCGGACACCGUGAGAGGUCUGAUGAUGCAAGCCAGAGCUGGUGACAAACCCGUGGGGACCUUCACCAUCGACAGCACCAAUAAAUUAGUGCGGCUCAUGAAAUGCGAUAACAAUGGCGACACAGUGACUCAUAAGAAACACGACGCUACGGACGACAAGCAGUCGGUGACACUAACUUGGACUGCGCCCAAGAACUUCAACGAGAUAGUGAAAUUCAGGGCCACCAUCGCACUAAAUGGAGCUGUUUUCUGGGUCGGAGUUGAAUCAGCGCCAGUCAAAAUAACCCCUUGAAAGAUAUCAAUUUAAUCUCUUAUUAUUAGAUACUUAUCCCCUUAUUCAUAAUGGUCCGCUAACUUUAAACAGCCGCUUAGGAGCAAUGAUAUUAUAUACUUUUAAAUAUCAUUGCUUAGGAGUGUUUUUUCUCAUUCUGACUUAGGUCAAUAGAAGAAGACAGAGUGAUAAUUAGCAAUGCUUUAAGUUAGCCGACUAUUAUGAAUACGAAGUACGGCUCUAUCCACAAAUUACGUCACAUAAAUUUACAUAAUUUUUACCCCUCCCCCGGUCACAAUUAUUGUGAGACCCCAGAAGUGUGAUGUCGCAUAUUUUGCAAUUUUACAUUUACUUAAGUACGAAUUUUAGAUAUAAAAAAUUAAAGCUGUUUCCAAAAAAAUAUUAUUUAAAUUCAGUUUUCUUUGCAAUUUUUUGAUAUAGAUUACAAUUCACUUUCAACACUGCACUACUAUACCUAAUAUCUGUCCAUAAUGUGUUAACUUCUUCUAUAUUUUGAUUUAUCAUCAUAAGCUGCACUGAAUGCUUCUUAAAAUAUACAGUAGGUAGUCUUAAAUCACUUUUUUGUUCAGUUUAAAAGUGUCUCAUUAGUUAAAAUUCCAAAACAGAAAAAAAAUAUACAACGUUGUUUAAAAAUUUGGCAAGAAAAAAAAAUUAAACUUUAUCACGCACACAGAGUUUUUGUUACUCUUUAGUAGUAUGUUGUUAAAAUUGUUAUACUUAGAUAUAGAAUAUUAUACUUUGAAAGAAUGUGAUGUCACAAAUAUUGUCCCCCCCCCCUUGCCACACAAUGUCACACUUCGUCAAUCCCCUCCCUCCCCCUUACCAUGUGACGUAAUUUAUGGUGCCUUACUUAAAACUGUGUUAUGACCCUUUAAUAUUAUUAGCGAUGUAAGCUUAGUUAUACUUCUAAUAAAGUUUAAAACAAAAACAA
This is a messenger RNA of Leptidea sinapis, 1494 nucleotides long. RefSeq names its product putative defense protein Hdd11. The transcript has 5 exons. The record is from RefSeq and is a predicted model, not a curated record. The coding region runs from base 66 to 563 and encodes 165 amino acids. Gene Ontology annotation, molecular function: oxidoreductase activity, acting on metal ions. NCBI's taxonomy places the organism in Eukaryota, Metazoa, Arthropoda, Insecta, Lepidoptera, Pieridae.